This is a messenger RNA of Aspergillus vadensis CBS 113365, 535 nucleotides long. Its product is annotated as dolichol-phosphate mannosyltransferase subunit 3. The transcript has 3 exons. Gene Ontology annotation, cellular component: dolichol-phosphate-mannose synthase complex; endoplasmic reticulum membrane. Lineage: Eukaryota; Fungi; Ascomycota; Eurotiomycetes; Eurotiales; Aspergillaceae. Bases 164 to 442 code for a protein of 92 amino acids. Gene Ontology annotation, biological process: GPI anchor biosynthetic process. The record is from RefSeq and is a predicted model, not a curated record.
GACAGACAGACAGAACAGACACCAGCUUAACUCUCCCGCAGUCUUUCAUUUUAAACCCGGGCAACAUUGUAACAUCACAUUGUCCUUUUCUUUCACUUCUACCCUCUUUUACUCCAUUUCAUCUUGACCAAGUCUUUUCUUUCGACAUUACACAAACAUCACCAUGACGCGUGCUCAGCAGACUCUCUCCGUUCUCCUACUUGUCUCCUCGCUCUACCUAGUCCUCUACCUCGGUCUCGUUCCUCUCAACGAAACAGUCCAGACUGAAGUCAUCCCUGUUCUCCCAUUCUACGCACUAAUAAGUUUUGGCUGUUAUCUUCUCGGCCGACUGGGUCUGGCCAUCCUCACAUUCAAUGACGUGCCCGAGGCGCAUGAAGAGCUACAAAAGGAGAUCGAACAGGCCAAGGCCGAAUUGCGCAGAGCGAAUGUCGAUGUCGAUUAAAAACAGCGAACCCCUCACUUCCCAAUACCAUAUCAGUUUCUUUUCUUGUUGAUUCGGCUGGUUUGUGCAAUAUGGUGGUCUGGUUUACUUGGA